CGGUGCUUUGGUGGAGUUUGACGUGGCACUCUGCUUUCACUGAGGGAAAUAGACAGAGGAGAGGACUCUACCCAAUAUUCAGGUUGUCAAAACUCAUUUGUCUUGGCAUGAGAAGAAAGUGACAGUCAUUCCAUCAAAAUGAGUCAACAGGGUUAUGUUGCAGCACCCCCAUACUCCCAGGCCCAGCCAGGGAUGGGGGGCUACCAAGGUGGAUUUGGGAGUGGUCCUGCGCAGCCCCUCUAUGGGCACUAUGGGGGGCAACCUCAGACAUUCACAGCUCCACCAACAGGUAUGAUGAAAUCACCAGUUUCCUCUGCCGCCGGUAUGCCUCCACCUCCAGUGUCCAGUCAGUACAAUCCAAAUAUCCAGCAAAAUGGCGCUCAUCCACAAAGGUACCCUGCUCCACCAGCUGUAUCUGCUGCGUAUGGACAACCUCCACAGUCCCCAUACAACAGUAUGGCCUCACCUGGCCCGCCUGCAGCACAACAGCUCACCACUCAGAUGAGUGCUAUGAACUUGGGCGGCUAUGCCCCAGGGCCCAUGCAGAGCCCUCCUCUUCCAACAAGCUCUGUAGCCCAGCAGCCUUUCCAGGCGCCUCCUCCUCCAGCAAUGGGCCAGCCACAGAUGCCUCCGGGCCCACAGUCACCCCACAUGCCCCAACAAAUGUCCCCUCUGAUGUCUCCACCACAGUCACCUCCAGCAAGCAUGCCAAUGGCAGGUCCACCACUGGCAGGCCCACAGAUGGCAGGCCCACAGAUGGCAGGCCCACAGAUGGCAGGCCCACAGAUGACAGGCCCACAGAUGACAGGCCCACAGAUGACAGGCCCACAGAUGGGAGGCCCACCGAUGGCAGGCAUGGGUAGACCCUUCCCUGGGCCGCCUCCUCCAGGCCCUGGAGGUUUCCAGCAGCCUGGUCCUGGAGCUGUUGGUCCACCAGGAUACCCACAGCAAGCCGGUCAGUUUGGGGGACCCAUGGCUGGGCCCCAGCCAGGCAUGCCAGGGGCCUUCCCCGGAGCACCAGCUGCGAUGGCUGGCCCUCCACAGAAGAAACUAGACCCUGACUCUAUCCCAAGCACUACCCAAGUCAUUGAGGAUGACCAAGUACAACGAGGAGGACAGGUCUUCAGCACAAACAUCAGGGGACAGGUUCCACCUCUGGUCACCACGGACUUCACAGCACAGGACCAAGGCAAUGCCAGUCCCAGGUUUAUACGAUGCACCACCUACUCCCUACCCUGCACUGCCGAUUUGGCCAAACAGUGCCAAGUGCCCCUGGCUUCCAUCAUUAAACCCUUUGCCAGUUUGCCAAAGAAUGAGACUCCUUUGUAUGUUGUGAACCAUGGUGAGACAGGCCCCAUCCGCUGCAAUCGAUGCAAGGCCUACAUGUGUCCUUACAUGCAGUUUAUUGAUGGUGGUCGUCGCUACCAGUGUGGUUUCUGCAACUGUGUCAACGAAGUGCCAGUCUUCUAUUUCCAACAUCUUGACCACAUGGGCCGGAGGGUGGACUUCUAUGAGAGGCCUGAGCUGUCCUUGGGAUCCUAUGAGUUUGCAGCUACCAUGGAUUACUGCAAGAACAACAAACCUCCGAAUCCUCCUGCCUACAUCUUUAUGAUUGACGUGUCCUACAACAACAUUAAAAGCGGCCUGGUCAAACUGAUAUGUGAUGAGCUGAAGACUCUGCUGGAGAAGCUGCCCAGAGAGGAAGGUGUGGAGAGCUCGGUGAUUAAGGUCGGCUUUGUCACCUACAACAAGAUCCUCCACUUCUACAAUGUGAAGAGCGCUUUGGCCCAGCCCCAGAUGAUGGUGGUUUCAGAUACGGCUGAGAUGUUCGUCCCGCUGCUUGACGGCUUCCUCGUCAACUACCAUGACUCAAGGGCUGUGAUCUACAACCUCCUGGACCAGAUCCCUGACAUGUUUGCAGACACCAACGAGAGUGAAACGGUCUUUGCCCCUGUCAUCCAGGCCGGCGUGGAGGCAUUUAAGGCAGCAGAGUGUAGUGGAAAGCUCUUCAUUUUCCAUUCCUCCAUGCCCACCGCCGAGGCUCCUGGCAAACUGAAAAACAGGGAUGACAAAAAGCUGGUCAACACUGAGAAAGAGAAAACCCUGUUCCAGCCUCAGAAAGGAGUGUAUGAGCAACUGUCAAAGGACUGUGUGGCACAGGGCUGCUGUGUGGAUCUCUUCCUCUUCCCUAGCCAGUACAUUGACAUGGCAACCAUGGCUGAUGUGCCCUCGCACACUGGAGGCUCUGUCUACAAGUACAACAACUUCCAGGUGGAGACAGAUGGGGAACAUUUCCUGAGAGACCUAAGGAAAGAUGUGCAGAAGAGCAUUGGAUUUGAUGCCAUCAUGCGUGUUCGUACCAGUACAGGCUUCAGAGCCACAGACUUCUUUGGUGCCAUCCAUAUGAACAACACCACAGAUAUAGAGAUGGCAGCUGUGGAUUGUGACAAGGCUGUGACCGUCGAGUUCAAGCAUGACGACACGCUCAAUGAGGAGUCUGGGGCACUCAUGCAGUGUGCCUUGCUGUACACCACCAUCAAUGGCCAGCGACGCCUGCGUAUCCACAACCUCAGUCUGAACUGCAGCUCGCAGUUGUCAGAGCUGUACAAGAGCUGUGAGACUGACUCACUCAUCAACUUCUUUGCCAAAACAGCUUACCGUGCCAUAUUGAACCAGCCUCUAAAGAAUGUGAGGGAGAUCCUGGUCAACCAGACAGCCCACAUGUUGGCCUGCUACAGGAAGAACUGUGCCAGCCCCUCCGCUGCCAGCCAGCUGAUCCUGCCCGAUGCCAUGAAGGUGUUCCCAGUCUACAUGAACAGCCUGAUGAAAACCGCUCCCUUGGUGGGCAGCACGGAGCUCUCCACAGACGACAGAGCCCAUCAAAGGCUGUCGGUCAUGGCCAUGGGGGUGGAGGACACACAGCUGCUGCUCUACCCACGCCUCAUCCCACUGCACAACAUGGACGUUAGCAGUGAGGUUCUGCCUGCUCCAGUGCGCUGCUCAGAGGAGCGUCUUGCAGACUCUGGCAUGUUCCUGUUGGAGAACGGCCACUCCAUGUUUUUGUGGCUGGGCCAAGCAACCCCACCGGACCUCAUCCAGAGCAUCUUCAACAUGCCCUCCCUCGCACACCUGCAAGGACACAUGUCUGUGCUGCCAGAGCUGGACAGCCCAAUGUCAAAGAAGAUCCGCUCCAUCAUCAGUGGCCUGCUUGAAAAGAGGCCGAACUCCAUGAAGCUCCUAAUCAUGAAGCAAAGGGACAAACCAGAGAUGAUGUUCCGUCAGUUCCUAGUGGAGGAUAAAGGUCUGCAUGGUGGUGCCUCCUACAUGGACUUCCUUUGCUACGUUCACCGAGAGAUCAGGCAGCUGCUCACUUAACCCCAAAUGCUUGUCCUCAAUGUUCCCAUCCAGACUGGCCUGGGAGAAACACGGCAUCUAACCAUGCACAAAUCUCACUGGCUCCGCUUCAGUAGGUCCUAUUUGAAUCUUAAGGACGAUCCAUAGAAAGAAACUUUUAAGUGUUUCACAAAGACAGAAGAGGGAACGAGGAACCAGGGAGAACCUUUUGAGAUUCAGCCUCCAGCUGCCUUUCCACAGCUGCCUUUCAUACAUGCCUUUGUCAUCCUUUAGUAUACACACAGUAUGAUCUUCAAAUAACCACUUGUCACUUGAGGAACAUCCAAGUAGAUCUGGAGGAAUGAAAUGGACAACACAUCCAGCAUUUCCCGCACAGAUACUUUGUGUGAUGGACUGUGGAGAUGGGAAUGACAUCAGUGCCUGAGGCUGAAAUGCAUUUUGGCAUAAAGCCCGUCGGCAUAAGCAAUACAGAAUAUAUCUCCACUGUGUUUGCAGUUGAUUGAAGCGCUUUUUCAUUUCACUUUGUAGAUUUACAGGGUCUGGAUAAGACAAGGGGUUAUUUGUGGGCCAUACUGUAGAUGUUAACUUUUAAACUCAAUAGAAACUCACCAGUGUUUAUUACUCUCCCACAAAGACUAAAUAUGUAAAGGAGUCUCAGUAACUAAUUUUAAAGUUUUUUAAGCAAAGUCUUAAAGAAAUUUUACAAUAUUCAAAUUGCUUACAGAGGUUUCUACAUUUUAAUCUUACUAUUGCUGUCCUAGUGGAAAAUUUAUGAAAAUAAACAUUUAAGCAGUGUACCCCCAGUAGCAGGUUACUCAUAAUUUAGCAGAAACAACGCCAAAAUAAAUCCCACUCGUUUGCCAGGACUGAAAAUUGUUCCCGUUAUUACAACAUGUGUAAAUCAAAUCAUUCGAUUCACGCAUGGCCUGACCAAAAAUCAGAUUCUUUAACCAUUUAUGGCAGAGAUUUGAUUUUCACAAUGUGCAGUGACGCAGGAAACAUUCUUGUUUUGGUGAGAAUACACCGACAUGAAUGCAGCUGUUGCUCUACAUAGAGUAAGGACCAACUACACUUUUCUACAUGAGAUGAGUCAGAAUUGGUACUAAAAAACGGUUGUUUAAGGGAUACUUAUUUACAUUUGUAAUGAGAAAGAGGAAUGGACUGCGAAUUAUGCCGAGAAGCAUUAAAGGGAAGAAGUUACUGGGACCAAAUAUUAAGCUCCCCCCCCCCCCCCAAACUGUCAUGUUAGACAUUAUGAUUUAUCCUUGGAGUGAUUCAUUUUAUUAUUAUUAAUAUUAUUAUUAUUAGCAAACAACCUGCAACAAUGUCUUAUUUUAUGAAAAACAGUGCCAGCAGACUUUCAGAGCAAAUGAACCUCUGUGAGGACUAAAGCUAAAAAAAAGAAAAAAAAAAGAAAAAAGAAAAAAUCUGGCUCACUGUUUAACCACCCAAAUUCACUCAAAUCUUGUUACAUUAAUAACUAUAAUCUGCAAAGUUGUCUUUCAUUAUAAUAUGUAACAUUUCAGUCAUGAGUUUCAGUACAGCAUCAUACUGUAUUGCCUUGCUUGUUUUUAUAGAGGAAAACGCUUCUGUGUAAUUCAUGUUCAUUUGAUAAAUAUUGUACGAUCUUG
Messenger RNA from Seriola dumerili (greater amberjack), 4985 nucleotides. It is a transcript of the gene sec24d, whose product is annotated as SEC24 homolog D, COPII coat complex component. The coding region runs from base 139 to 3375 and encodes 1078 amino acids. The record is from RefSeq and is a predicted model, not a curated record. Lineage: Eukaryota; Metazoa; Chordata; Actinopteri; Carangiformes; Carangidae. Gene Ontology annotation, molecular function: zinc ion binding; SNARE binding. Gene Ontology annotation, cellular component: COPII vesicle coat; endoplasmic reticulum exit site. Gene Ontology annotation, biological process: intracellular protein transport; endoplasmic reticulum to Golgi vesicle-mediated transport; COPII-coated vesicle cargo loading. The transcript is spliced from 23 exons.